Tribolium madens (black flour beetle) is the source of this 2791-nucleotide messenger RNA. Its product is annotated as annulin. NCBI's taxonomy places the organism in Eukaryota, Metazoa, Arthropoda, Insecta, Coleoptera, Tenebrionidae. The record is from RefSeq and is a predicted model, not a curated record. Bases 133 to 2400 code for a protein of 755 amino acids. Gene Ontology annotation, biological process: peptide cross-linking. Gene Ontology annotation, molecular function: protein-glutamine gamma-glutamyltransferase activity. The transcript is spliced from 5 exons.
CUUCGCACGCUCAUGUUGAGAAUUUGAAGUCAACAAUUCAUCCUACAUCCAAUCCAACCACAUGGUCAUUGUGAUACUUUUUUUUUCUAUAAGUGCAACUAAACUAGUGCAACAUAAAUUUAUCUAAGUGAAAUGGGAAAACUGCGAUGUCCGCGUUGGUGCAACUGCAUCCCUUGCUUUCGCGCAAAAUUUACCCCCAAUCAUGACACCGCGUUGCAACCUUUACCGAAACCGAAAGAAGCAGAUGAAACAGACGGAGUGCCAUUUAUCGACUCCAAAGAAGAAUUGGACAUUUUAAUAAUACGAAAAAUUGACCCGUGCAUUAUCAUCAAUGGAAUUUCUCAUCACACAUCAAAAUUUGAACUAAUGAACCGUCAAUUUGAACCUCAACUUGUCGUGAGGAGAGGUCAAAGUUUCAGGCUUGAUAUAACUCUCAACCGGCCUUACAAGGAGGAGAAAGAUGGGAUUUCGUUCAUUUUUACAGUUGAUGAUCAGGAGAAACCAAAUUAUGGUCAGGGCACUUUGGUUGCUGUUCCUCUUCUUAAACGGCCAGAUCGCCACUUGAACUGGAAUGUAGUUCUCGAAAACGCUGUAGAAAACACAAUUACGGUCCAAAUUACUACAGCACCAGAUGCAGUAGUGGCAAAAUGGCACAUGGAAGUCGAUACCAAAAUCAUCAAUAACAGUGCUUAUAGUUACAGCUGGGACACAGGGAUUUAUCUCCUGUUCAAUCCCUGGUGCAAACAAGACCAGGUCUAUAUGAAAUCGGAGGAUUGGCGAGAUGAGACAGUGCUUAACGAUGUUGGGAUUAUUUGGAGAGGGACAGCAAACCGGAUGCGACCCGUUGUGUGGAAAUAUGACCAAUUCGAGAAAGAUAUUCUCGAAUGCUCACUUUACUUGAUUCGAAUCGUUGGUAAAGUCAAGUGUGGGUACAGAUCCGAUCCUGUCAGGACUGCGAGAGCUUUAGCAGCUGCUGUUAACUCAGCUGAUGACUUGGGGGCAGUCAUGGGGAACUGGUCGGAGGAUCACAGUGGAGGGACUCCUCCCACCAAAUGGAUCGGAAGCAAAGAAAUUCUACAGAAAUACUACAAGAAGAAAAGACCUGUUAAAUACGGCCAGUGUUGGGUUUUUUCAGGAGUUCUUGCCACAAUUUGUCGAGCUAUUGGAAUUCCUGCUCGCACCGUCACUAACUACUCCUCAGCUCACGACACUCAAAGCUCUCUUACAGUGGAUUAUUUCACCGACGAAAAAGGUUCAGUAAUGGAGGAGUUGAACUCGGAUUCGAUUUGGAACUUCCAUGUUUGGAACGAAGUUUGGAUGCAGAGGCCUGAUUUAGGACGAGAUUACGCAGGUUGGCAGGCCAUUGAUGCCACUCCUCAAGAAUUAAGCGAGGAUAUGUACAGAGUAGGCCCCACUUCUGUCUUUGCUGUCAAACAAGGAGAGGUUUUAAGGCCCUAUGAUGGGGCCUUUCUGUACGCUGAAGUCAAUGCUGAUAAGGUGUUUUGGAGAUACGCUGGUCCCACACAACCGUUGAAACUUCUACGUAAAGACGUCCAUGGAGUUGGAAAGCAAAUCAGUACUAAAGCUCCAGGGAGAUUCGAACGAGAAGAUAUCACAAGCUUUUAUAAGUAUCCGGAAAAAUCCCCGGAAGAACGAAAUACAAUGUUGAAAGCUUUGCGUCAGUCAGAAAACUUGUUUUCGCGUUAUUAUUUAAACGAGGAUUUCAACGACAUUCACUUUAAUUUCGAACUAAGGGACGAUAUUAAAAUCGGGCAACCGUUUGAUGUUGCUUUAGUCAUGAAAAACAAGAACAAAAUUACGGAUUACAAAGUGAAAAUUAUUUUGCGUGUCGAAGUUGUGACUUAUCGAGGCAAGGUCGGGGAAAAUGUGAAAAAAGAAGACUUUGAUGUAACAGUUAAAUCAGACUCGACUUGCGAAGUUAAAAUGAAUGUGACUUAUAACGAGUACGCAAAACGCGUUGUUGAUCAAUGUUCUUUUAUAAUUUCUUGUUUGGCUACGGUUGAGGAUACCAAAUUUGAAUACUAUGCUCAGGAUGAUUUCAGAGUGCGCAAACCUGACAUUAAGAUUGUUUUACAUGAUAAACCAAUCGAAAAUAAAGAAAUCACUGCCGAUAUUUUUGUAGAAAAUCCUUUGCCGGUACCGUACAAAAAGGGUGAGUUUACGAUUGAAGGGCCCGGUAUCGAGAAGAAUCUUAAGGUCAAAGUCAAAAACAAUGUUCCUCCUGGGGAAACGGCUAAAGCACAGUUCAAGUUUACACCACCCAGAACUGGGCGUCACACAAUUGCUGCCAAAUUUGUGUCGAAAGAAAUUGAUGAUGUUGAUGGGUAUCUGGUGAUCAUGGUUGAGCCCAGCAAGGAAGAAAAUGGAAGUAGGCUUUAACUAUUUUAUUAUUAGAUUAACUUAAGUAUGAGAGACUUGCAAAUUAAAAAUUUAUACAUAAGAGAAAUAUAUUAACAUUUAUAUUUAUAUAAACAUAGCUUUACAAUUCAAGAAGUAGAUUUUUACUAAUAUGUUAUACUUCUUUAUGUGCUAAACCAGUAUUUAUAAAUGCAUUUAUUAUAUCUAAGUAUUUUGUAUGGAGUGUGAGCUUUAGGACGUACAAAAUUAUUGUCCAUUGUAACCAAAGAAAUGUUUUAAUAUUUAUUUUUUAACAGUGUUAGUGUACCAAUAUUUUGUCAUUGUUCUAUAAGUGUAAAAUAGUACAGAUGUAUAUGUAUAAGUUUUUGAAUUAUAAAACUUUACACAUUAAAAUGCAAAGCUUUUUAAUAAA